GAACUCUCUCUUGGUUACAUAUAUGCAUAAAUGCAAGCAUAAAUGAUAAGGGCGCAGGCCGUUUGUUGAUUUGACGUAGAGUUGGUUCGACACAUGUAAAGCUUGACAGAGGUCUUGAAUAUUGAUGUUAUUUACUACAAGCAUAGAUAACAGUAGAACUACUGUUAUCUACUGUUAUCUAUGCUACAAAGUACAAGAUAAAACACGUGUCUACAACGUUACGACCUGAGACAGAAGUGACUGCGGUGCCGUCCGUCUGUGCGCGACUCAAUCAGCCUCCUUCUCCGCCAGUCCACCAGCCAUGUCGGGCUCGGAUCGCCUGGAGAACGUGAACCCCCAGAUCCACUCCACGGCCGGCCAGCGCCCAGUCACGGCCGCCGAGCUGGACAACUCAGUCACGGACCCUAUCGACGCGCGAGAGGUGUUUGACCUGGUGCGCGACAUCGCCGACCCGGAGCACCCGCUGACGCUCGAGCAGCUGAACGUGGUGGAGCAGGAGCUGAUCGAGGUGGAUCCCGCCUCCGGCGUGGUCCAAGUGCAGUUCACCCCCACCAUCCCCCACUGCAGCAUGGCCACGCUGAUCGGACUCUCCAUCAAGGUGAAACUGGAGCGCUCGCUGCCGGCGCGCUUUAAGAUCGAUGUGCGUAUCACGCCCGGCUCGCACGCCUCCGAGAGGGCCGUGAAUAAGCAGCUGGCGGAUAAGGAGCGCGUAGCGGCGGCCACGGAGAACGGACGUCUUCUGGAGGUGGUGAACCAGUGUCUGGUACCGCCCGCAGCCGGGGGCGCGUGAGGACGCCGGCACAGGACAGUGGUGAGGUCGUGAGUACAGAAGAGGAGUGAACUGAAGGAUCAGGUGGGACAAGAAAAUGUGUGGACAAUAAUUAGGUGCAAGGGAGUGAGCAAGCACGGCAAAGGGUGAUAAAUUUGGUAUUUUUGUUGCAGGUGCCAGUAAUCGGUCUUUGUGAUGCAUCGCCAGCUGCUAUUUCCCUCAGAUUGUGAGCGGUUCUGUCCGUGAAAGUCUCAAACUCAGUGCCUGAAGGGUGGAGUGUCAGGUCCGGGAGAGCGACCGGUCCAUGAAAUGCAACUCUGGUGUAACUACUUGCAAAUGACUGCUGUAGUCUGCAUUGGCUCAUAGCUCAAACUUUGAAAAUGUGUAGACACUGGAUUGCUGGAAGCAGGAUUAUCACAUUGUAAUAGCUGAAUGGUGAACAAGCCUUUGAGCAGCGUGUCGUAGAUGAUGACGUUCGAAGGUGAAGUUUUAAAGUUCCAGAGUGUGAUGUGAUAGAGGAGUGACGUUAUAAUACGUGUGUUAGUUCUAGUCCGUGGGUAGUUAUGUAACGAACUAGCUAGAUCAUUAUUUAGAUAAAGCGUGAAUGAUACCCCAUUCGAGGUACCUUUGUAAAUGCGUGACAUGGCUGAAGAAUCAUUAUUCCUUCGGAUUGUUACAGACAUCGUCGAACGGGCAACAGCCAUAUAGCGCUGUGUGAUGAUGUGCCAAUGAUCGGUGGCCCAUAGUGACUCGAUGGUGCGCCCUGCUGGUCUGCACGUUUUCACACUGUUACCUCGCUCUCUGUCAUGUAUAAGACCGUGCCUGACCUCGACCCCGGCUCACGUUCAGCCGUCAAUAGAUACCACUUUGUUA
This is a messenger RNA of Amphibalanus amphitrite, 1642 nucleotides long. RefSeq names its product cytosolic iron-sulfur assembly component 2B-like. Gene Ontology annotation, cellular component: cytosolic [4Fe-4S] assembly targeting complex. The transcript is spliced from 2 exons. The record is from RefSeq and is a predicted model, not a curated record. Gene Ontology annotation, biological process: iron-sulfur cluster assembly. The coding region runs from base 302 to 790 and encodes 162 amino acids. NCBI's taxonomy places the organism in Eukaryota, Metazoa, Arthropoda, Thecostraca, Balanomorpha, Balanidae.